This is a messenger RNA of Hyaena hyaena (striped hyena), 596 nucleotides long. It is a transcript of the gene CD24, whose product is annotated as CD24 molecule. NCBI's taxonomy places the organism in Eukaryota, Metazoa, Chordata, Mammalia, Carnivora, Hyaenidae. Bases 117 to 353 code for a protein of 78 amino acids. Gene Ontology annotation, biological process: cell adhesion. The record is from RefSeq and is a predicted model, not a curated record. Gene Ontology annotation, cellular component: external side of plasma membrane. The transcript has 2 exons.
AGGUCCCGCCGGCCGGCCGCCCGCCCCACCUUGCCUGCGCCCGCCCCGAGCCAGCGGUUCUCCACUCACCCCGCAUCCAGUGAGACGCGCCGCGCACCGACGCCGACGGAGCGGACAUGGGCAGAGCGAUGGUGGCCAGGCUGGGACUGGGGCUGCUGCUUCUGGCGCUGCUCCUACCCACGCAGAUUUAUUCAAAUCAAACAACUGUUGUAACGCUUUCGAGUAACCCCUCCCAGAAUACCUCGACCGCCCCAAAUCCAGCUAAUGCCACCACCACACCAAAUGGCGGUGCUCUCCAGUCAACAGCCAGUCUCUUCGCGAUCUCGCUCUCCCUUCUACACCUCUACUGUUAAGAGACUCAGGCCAAGAAACAUCUAUACUUCCCCAUCUUCUAAACCUAAUCCAAAUGGCGUCUAGACAUCUGGUGUGACGAGGAAAAAACAGGUCUUCAGUGAAUCUGCUGAUUCCACACCUUAUUUUAUUGACCCAGAAAAUGUUGAGGAUCCCAAAUUCGAUUGGUUUGAAGAACAUGUGAAGGGUUUGACUAGAUGAUGAAUGUCUGUUAAAUCUACUGGAGUUUCAUGUACAAGAUGAAG